Molecule: messenger RNA, 2652 nt
Organism: Diabrotica virgifera virgifera (western corn rootworm)
Lineage: Eukaryota; Metazoa; Arthropoda; Insecta; Coleoptera; Chrysomelidae
Exons: 2
Coding region: 142-1662 (506 amino acids)
Molecular function (GO): zinc ion binding
Source: RefSeq, a predicted model, not a curated record
AACAACUUAACUGUGAUCCAUAUGCUCUAAGUGAAGUCGAUUUUGAUUAUGGACUUACCUAUGUGCCACCAAUAGCUUCCAUGGACAUUCUGACCUAUAUUGUUUUUACUCACAGCCCACAGCUUUUAUACCCAUGAACAAAUGAGAGCUUAUAAAAGUUUAGCAGCUUACAAAUAUUUCAAGUCUGGCUUUGUAGAAAAAGUGGGUUUUAAAGUUAUUAAUGAUCUGGUGCUUUUAAUAGGCAAGGUGCAGCAUUCAAUGAGAGCUAGAGAAACCAAAUUAAGAGUUUGGAUUAUCGCUGAAACAGGUGGUAGUAUUUGUACUGCGCAUUGUACUUGCAUGGCAGGUCUUGGGGAAGUAUGUAGCCAUGUUACAGCAGUUUUGUACGCUGCAGAGCAUGCAGCAUAUUUGAAGCAGCAGAAAAAUGAAAAGAAUGUAGCGUGUACAGAUGUCAAAUCAACUUGGCCAGUUCCAACGCAAAGUGGUACACAUCCAAUAGAAGCUGCUUCACUAGACUGGGGGAAAGUGAUAGAAGAAAAAAAUUAUAAGGAAAUUCCUCCAAUGGAUGAUAGCGAAAUGUUGGACUUGCUGCAAGAAUUGCAAAAUUCCAAUUGUGACGCUGUUUUGAUGAGGCAUGUAGAGCCAUUUGCGUCACAACUGUCAGAUGAAAAUAAUGAAAAAGUUAGUAUACCAGUCCUUUUUAAUGUGUACCAUAAAAAAUAUGAAAAAAUGCCUCUAGAUGAUCUCAUUCAACUAGGUAUGAAAUGUAAAAUGGAGGUAACCCAGAAUAUACGAAGAGAAAUAGAAGAUAAGACACAGGACCAAAGGAAAUGUGCAGAGUGGUAUAGACAAAGGACUGGUAGAGUAACAGCUUCAAUUUUUAAAGAUGUCUGUAGAACCAAUGUGGAGAAACCAUCCCUAUCUUUGAUCAAAUCAAUAUGUUACCCUCGCAAAAUUUCUACAAGGGCAAUAAGAUGGGGGAUAAAUCACGAACAGCUGGCAAUUGAUGCUUAUAAAAAAGAAACUAGCAGGAAUCAUAGAGACUUUAUAGUGAAUACAAUUGGCUUGGUAGUGUGCAUGAAAUGGCCUCAGUUAGGUGCCUCACCUGAUGGAUUUGUGUAUUGUGACUGUUGUGCUGCGGGUACCUUAGAAGAAAAGUGUCCAUUUUCUCUUCGAGAAAAUGGAAAUUUACAGGAGUAUGCAAGUCGAAAGGACUCCUGUCUUGAAUGUGAUAAAACUGGUACAGUAAAAAUGAAUAAAAAACAUAAGUACUAUUACCAGGUGCAAGCACAAAUAUUUAUUUGUAAACUUAAUUAUUGUGACUUUGUUGUCUGGUGUCCUAAUUUUAUAUUUAUCGAAAGAGUUUUACCAGACAUAAAAUUUUGGGAAGAAAUUAAAGAUAAAGUCCUAAAUUUUCAUGCAAAAGUAAUUAUGCCUGAACUUUUAGGACGUUAUUACACUUCCAGAGUACCAGGUGGCAAUAUAACAAAGUGGUGUUUUUGCAAUAAUGUCGAUGAUGGCCAACCUAUGGUUCAAUGCUCAUAUGAGAAUUGUAAUAUUUUCUGGUUCCAUAUUGGGUGUGUAAAUUUAUUAGAAAAACCCAAAACUAGGUGGACAUGUUCAAUAUGCAACCAGAAACUAUUUCAUGAUUAUGCCACAUAAAAUUUUAAUGGUUCAUGUUUCCAUUAUUUUCAUAAUCAUUAUUGAGUCCAUUCACUCUCUUCUUCCAUUUCGCACUUUCUGCACCAUGGUUCAUUCACCUUACUUGUCACCAUUUCAGUGACCGUUUUCAUCUCUCGUUUAUUGAGGUUCAUGAAACUGUUUGAGUUUUUUAUUAAUAUUCUUGAUUAUUUUUUUUUAUUUAGUCUAGACUUGAACUUGAGUGGUUCUCCUUUUCUAUUGAUGAUUCUUUAUCAGCCAUUUCUGAACCUCAUUUUUCGUAGCAUCAUUAGUGAUGCCACAGAAAGGUUCUGGACCUUCAAAAGUUUCCCUCGAGCCAUGUUUAUUCCAUAUAUACAUACAAAAGUACAGUGUACCAUAGUAUACAUAUACUUUUAAGAGGAAAUUUUGAAACUUUGUUUCCUUAAUAUUUUUACAAUUCAUUCUACGGUUGAUAUAGGUCAGUCUCCGAAACAUCAAAUAAAUACAUUCUUUUCAGUUUUCAUAUGAUUUAUUUUCAUUAAAAUUGUCACAAAUUUUUUAUUAAUAUCAAAAUACAAAAACAACCAAUGAGGUGUACAUAAAUAAUAUACGCUAGCCACAGUCAUUAUUGUAAGAAUGCUACUUAAAGUUAAAAUUAAAUCAUUUGAAUGCAAAUUAUUGUCUGGAAUUGUUGAAUUCUGGACAUUAUUUUCGUUCUAGUUGAACACAUUUUUUGCAAUUUUUUUAUGCAAUCAUUAUGUUACUACAUGAUCUCUUGCUCUUGUAUUGGCUUUUAAAUUGUUAACUGUACUUAGUUCUUUACAAACUUAAUGUCUGUAUUUUACAUUUCUCAAUGGUUCGUUUCACUAGCUGCUUUACUUACAACUUGCUAGUUGCAUUGCUUUUUUUCUAUGGAUGUUUGUUAUUUAUCAAACUCAUUUGUAGAUGAACUGGUAAUGUUCACUAAUUAGUGAACAAAAAUGUCUUCAAUAAAUAGAUGAAGUAGCCGAA